AUGCGAUGGAACAAGAAGAACGUUAUCAAUCUCGUCUCCAAAUCCAAUCAUCUUCCGGCGCCGAUUACUCCGCCGUCGCCGGAGAUUUACCGAUUACCUCAUCCUCCACCACAACUUCCGAAGAUCUCGAUUCCUCCGACUCUUACUCUCUCUCCAUCUCCACGACACUCCAAUUUCAUCAAUUUCCUCGAAAACAAUCUCCCUCACCACCAAACCCUAACUCCACAAUCUCUAAUCGGAUUCCUCCGUUCCAAGCUCCGUCACCAUCCACUCUUCGCUCAUUAUGACUUCUCCGUCUUCAAUUGGGCCGCCACGCUCGACACUUUCCGACACGAUCACGAAACUUUCCUAUGGAUGUCGAGAUCACUCGCCGCCACGCACCGAUUCGACGAUCUUUACCGUCUCCUCUCUUUUAUCGCGGCGAAUCCGUGUCCUUGUUCCUCAGGUAUCUUCUCUUGUCCAGAGCUCGAACCUAUUUUCCGAUCCGCCAUUGAUGCGUACUGUAGAGCUGGGAAAAUGGAGUAUGCUUUGUUAGGGUUUGAUACCAUGAAGAGAUUGAUUGAUGGUAAACCAAAUGUUGGAGUUUACAAUAUUGUCAUGAAUGGGUUUGUGAAAUCUGGUGAUAUGGACAUGGCUUUAAGGUUUUACCAGAGGAUGAGAUUGGAAAGAGCAAAGCUUGAUGUAUGCACAUUCAACAUUCUUAUCAAUGGUUAUUGCAGGAGUGAUAAAUUCGAUAUGGCUUUGGAUCUGUUCAGAGAGAUGAAGGAGAAAGGUUGUGAACCGAAUGUGAUUAGCUUCAACACUCUGAUUAGAGGGUUCUUGGGGAAGGGUAAAAUCGAGGAAGGUGUUAAGAUGGCUUACGAGAUGAUUGAGUUAGGUUGUAGAUUCUCGGAAGCUACUUGUGAGAUUCUGGUUGAUGGGUUGUGUAGAGAAGGUAGGGUAGAUGAUGCUACGGGAUUGGUGAUCCAUCUUUCGAUCAAGAGGGUUUUACCGAACGAGUUUGAUUACGGUAGUUUAGUUGAGAAACUCUGCGGAGAAAAUAAGGCGGAUAGAGCGAUGGAGAUGGUGGAAGAGCUGUGGAAGAAUGGUCAGAUCCCAUGUUUGAUCGCUUGUACUACACUCGUCGAAGGGUUGAGGAAAUCAGGAAGAACAGAGAAAGCAUCAGAGUUUAUGGAGAAGAUGAUGAACAUAGGCAUCCUUCCCGAUAGCGUGACCUUUAACUUGCUUCUACGGGAUCUCUGCGAUUCUGGUCAUUCAAUUGACGCAAACAGAUUGAGACUAUUGGCAUCGAGCAAAGGAUAUGAACCCGAUGAGACAACAUACCAUGUAUUGGUUUCGGGAUUCACGAAAGAAGGUAGAAGAAAGGAAGGAGAAGAUUUGGUGAACGAGAUGUUGGAUAAAGACAUGUUGCAUGAUAUAUUUACAUAUAAUAGAUUGAUGGAUGGCUUUUCCCAUGUCAGAAAGUUCUCGAGCUAG
This is a messenger RNA of Arabis nemorensis, 1476 nucleotides long. The record is from the annotation of a GenBank genome assembly. NCBI's taxonomy places the organism in Eukaryota, Viridiplantae, Streptophyta, Magnoliopsida, Brassicales, Brassicaceae.